This is a messenger RNA of Mytilinidion resinicola, 1609 nucleotides long. Its product is annotated as alpha/beta-hydrolase. Lineage: Eukaryota; Fungi; Ascomycota; Dothideomycetes; Mytilinidiales; Mytilinidiaceae. The transcript is spliced from 4 exons. Gene Ontology annotation, molecular function: hydrolase activity. The record is from RefSeq and is a predicted model, not a curated record. Bases 268 to 1230 code for a protein of 320 amino acids.
CCUACCUAGGCAGAUCUCCUACUCAGAAAUCAUCCAGCACGAUAAUGCGAAAGCUUGGUUACGCAAAACGAUAUCCACUCUCGGGCUCAGAACGCUUGCGGGGUCCCGGGUGUUGCACAAUAUCCGGACUCGGUGGGCGAAGGGCGGUUGUUCAUAAACGCAUGCAGGAACCGCCGCAUUCCCUUCGUAACAUCAUUGGAGCCAAAUAUCCCAGCCGCUACUCUUGGAGCCUGACUCAUUGACAGGUUCUUCGUUAACAAGUCCAUCAUGUCUCGAUCCACAGCACACGACGCGCGCAAUGUCGAGCUUCGUAAAGCAUUCGUGGAUCCGUCUGUAGCACAAUCAGUUUCCAUUCCGACUGCUGUGAUCAUUGAGACUCGUUGCAAAAAGAACAAUGUUGCUUGGAAAGUUGAAGACAUAUCCAAUAGCUCGGGCGCACGCAUACAUUGGAUUGGAGAUCGUUCAGCGCAGAAAGCGAUACUAUGGUUUCAUGGCGGCGGCUUUGGACUUCCCCUGUUCGAUGGACAUGUGAUAUUCCUGAUCGAAUGCCAAAAGCAACUGCAAACAAGAGGCGAAAACGUAGUAAUAGCCUUGUUAGAGUACACUCUGACGACGGAAGCCAAAUACCCAACGCAGUAUCAGCAAGGCGCAGAAGCGCUGCGGCACGUACUUUCGAAAGGCUACACGGCUAGAAAUGUCGUAAUGGGCGGUGACUCCGCUGGUGCCAAUCUUGCGCUGGCAGUCAUAUCAUCAAUUAUGCACCCUCACCCUGACAUCAAACCUCUCUCUCUAUCCGGCCCGUUAGCUGGUCUUCUACUCAACGGCCCUUGGGUGACCUUCUCGACUGAUGCUAAGUCUUUUCAAGAUAACGCUGCGAAAGAUAUCCAUGGCGUUGACGGACUGCACUGGUUCACGCGCAAAUUUGUGAACGACGAUGAGAAGAACAACUACACCGAGCCUCUGGGUGCGGAUAUCUCAUGGUGGAAAGACCUCCCCGCUAAGGAAACCAUUGUUCUCGCAGGAGGACACGAGCUCUUCCUGACCGAUGAUAGAGAGUUUGCUUCGAAGCUGAAGGACGCGGGAGUGAGCGUCAAAUACGUUGAAUGUGAGAACGAGGUUCAUAUCGAUUGCUUCCUCGAUGCACAGUUUGGCACUGAUCCCGGGAUGAUGACAUUUGCGACUUGGGAGUGGUCAGUGGAUGUGUUCUCCGGGGUUAAAGGCAAGCUUUGAGGUAGCCCAGAGCAAGAUGUUUCCAGCUCCCCUAAAUCUAUGAUCUGGAAUUUCGUCUAAGGCCUGGGGAAAUCAUGGAUAUCAUUUUUAUGUAUGUCGUGUUGAGAAUAUAUUCUGUAGUCGCUAUUUGUGGUUCCUUUGUGAGUCGGCCUAUUUCUUUGACAUACGAUAUAUCGGUAUUAGAACAAUGAAGUGAAGCCAGGCUGUAGGCCAAUCGCUGGGACGUCUUUAGAUGAUAAAACUAUUGAGGAUGGAGAAAAGGUUGAUGGAGAAGACUGCAGGGUAUGGUAACAGAUUUAAAGGGACUUUCGCAUAGUCAGCCCGACCUUGAUAAGAGGACUCUCAAACAGAGUUGAAGGAGCUUAGGUAGCUAUACUAG